AUGGACAAAGACGAGAGCUUCCACUUUGAAAAGCUAGUCUUAGGAAGGCGUACAACGUUAUUGAAAGUCGCUGUCCGAGAUUUGCUGGAUCAAUGGGACAUUGGUAAAGGUGCACCUACGACAAAGCCUACAGCUGCAGAAGUGGUGGAGAAUUUGAAGGAGAUUUCAACAUGGAAUAUGUAG
Messenger RNA from Parastagonospora nodorum SN15, 183 nucleotides. RefSeq lists its product as hypothetical. The transcript is spliced from 2 exons. NCBI's taxonomy places the organism in Eukaryota, Fungi, Ascomycota, Dothideomycetes, Pleosporales, Phaeosphaeriaceae. The coding region runs from base 1 to 183 and encodes 60 amino acids. The record is from RefSeq and is a predicted model, not a curated record.